AUUACUCUCAUAGUACUUGUUCUGCAUGAACUUGGACCUGAGUUUCUCAAAUGAAUACAUCUUAUUUAAUGCACAAUCAAGGCCCCGUAUGUUUUCCAAAUUAAUGCCAUUUUUCUUCAAAAUCUCUCCAACUUCACUUCCAAUAUUAUUUGAGAAUCGAUAAACAAUUUCAAUGACAUCAUUCAUGAUUUCAUCAGUAGCCUUCUGAGAAAUACAAAGCAUUUCUUUUGUCUUCAAAAGAAAUAAAGCAAAGCUUCUUUCUUCAUCUUUACUUGAAAUUACAGCACUUUGACUGUGACUCUGACAAACAUCUCCUGGAUUUUCAAUUGGUAUAGCAUUACGAUCAUCAGACACUUCGUCUUCAUCAAUAUUAUCAUCAGACUCAUCUAUGGUAACUUCAACUUGUGAUGCAGAAGUUACAGUAGUUGGAUUCGAAAAGACAUCUGGGUGGAGUCGUCUAAGGUGUUUACGAAAUGAGUAAUAAUUACAAAAAUUCCGAAUACAUCCAUUGACACCACAAGUUAAGCUAAAGUUAGCUUCAUGAGAGUGAACUACACCAAUAUGUCGCAGCACUGACAAAUAAUUGGCAGAAGAAAAAUGCUUACAUAUAGAGCAGCAAUAAUUAGUGCAGCCUGAGGUCAUAGGUAUAUUUAUAGAACUUGCUGCAUUAACUGUCAAGUUUGCUGUAGAAUGAGGAGCAGACGUUGCAGUAGCAGAAGAAAAGUUAUCACUUGCAGUAGCCUUUUCAAUAUAGAUCUAUGUAGCUGAGCUUGUCUCCGCCCUUUUUUAUACUUUUAAUAACUGAUAUUGGAUAGUCUACACGUGUUCAGAGCAACCAUUUUGAUUUCCACUUCACAGUCAUUUUCGAGGUCAUUUUCACCUCUUUUUGUUUCUGUGGCGUUGCAGUUUGUUACCAUCUCAUUCCUAGACACUCAUUUAGUGCCACCUAAGUCAUACUGAGGAAUGCCGAGAAGUGUUCUCGUAUCUUAUUCGCCGAUAAGUCAUGUCGAAAGGAAUAAAGUGAUCACAAUACCUGAUACUCACGAUGAAGAUACAGACCUUAUGUUUUUAAAGAGAGAGUGUCUUAAAUCCUUUAAUUUUGGAAGUAAUGUUAGUUUGAGUGUCGUAUUUCAAAAGUACGAUGUUGACUGGGAUUCCUUUGUUGAUCUUGACGAUGAUUGCUACCUAGAACAUAAAGAUAAGCUUCGUUUCAUUGUCACUCCUCAACUACACGAUUCUUCUGUACCGUCAGAGACUAAUGGACCAUCCUUUCAAGAUAGUGACGUAAAGGAUAUGUUUUGUUCUAUUGAGGAAAUGGUUGAUGAUGAAGCGCCCUCACAAAAGAAGUUCAAGAGUGAUGAUGAUAUUGAUGACCCUGUUUUGCCAGUACUAUCUCCUGCAGUAAUAGAAGUGCAUGAGGAAGAGAAACAAGAGGGGCCUUUACCUGAUCCUUUUCCCUUCCCAAAGAACUUUUCGUCAGAAGUUGAAUUGGCAUUAUCAUCACAAAAAAUGACAAAGGAAACUACCAGUGCUUUUCUUUCUCAAAUAGCUUCUGCUAUGUUUUUUUACAAACGAAAACCUACCAAGGAAGAGUACACAAGAGUUGCUAAGGAUAUAUUAUUAAAGUAUCCAUUUAUGAAGCCAUCGUCUGGAUCGACGACUGGUGGAAUCAUUCAAGCACUUAUUGACCGUUUUAAGCAGUUUCGACGUAUCAAGAAACCACAGCGGGUCCUUCAAGUUCAAGUACUUCUAGUUCAACAUCCUCUUCUGUUUCAAAGCGUUUACCAACUCUUAAAGCUCCUAUUCCUCCUGCAGGAGAAGACAGUGCAUCAUUUGAGUCUCAUAACAAGUUGAUAAAGGCAGAAAUGAAGAAAAGCAAAGGUAAAAAUAUGGUUGCUGUUCAGGAACUUGUAGCUCGAACGUAUGCAAUGCGCCGUCAGGAUAUUAGUUUGAUUCAUGGUAUUGGCGAUCUUCUUGAUAAAUAUCCUUUCUUUAGGUGUGUUGAUCAGAUUUAUGGUGAGAUGGCAAGAAUGAUGAACAACAACAAUUUGCAACUGAGUGUUCGAGAUGUAUGGAGUAAGAUGUUAGCCCCCAAAAUAUAUGAACAGUGUAGCAGAGAAAAGGGAAGCAAUUCACGAUUACGUGAGCAAAUGGAGAACUUCACUACAUGUGACAAAGCUGGUGUGGCUUCAUUGUGUCUGCUUGCUUACCUUAUUCCAGACAGAGUAAAGGCAAACCAUGAAAUGUUGCUCUACAUAGUUCCAGAUUCUGGUGCUCCAGAGUCACACAUUGAAGGAAAGAAUCAAGUGGAGCCUUAUCUAUU
Amphimedon queenslandica is the source of this 2323-nucleotide messenger RNA. RefSeq lists its product as uncharacterized. Lineage: Eukaryota; Metazoa; Porifera; Demospongiae; Haplosclerida; Niphatidae. The transcript is spliced from 6 exons. Bases 964 to 1854 code for a protein of 296 amino acids. The record is from RefSeq and is a predicted model, not a curated record.